AGACCUCUUACACGAAAACAACCCACACUAGGCAUAAGCAGUGAGUGAUUGCAGCGACCUUCGAUCAGCUAUAUCCUGCAUCCAUCUCGUCAUGGCAGCAGCAAUGCACCCGAGGCUCGUUGCCGUGGCGGCGCUGGUCGCGCUGAUGUGCGCCGUUGCUGUGGGCCAGGUACCUGCCGCCGACGGUGCGCCAGUGUGCGACGGUGUUGAUCAGGACGUCGUGAAUGCGUGCUUCAAGAGCUUUGGAGAAGGUAUGAAAAAUGCCAUUGCAGACAGGCAUCUUUCGGGGGGCAAGGUCAUUAAGGUUGGAGUGGACUGCUGCAUAGCCUUUGGAGGCCACUCCUGCCUCUGCAAGAUGAAGAAGGUGUGGAAGGAUCAGGGCAAAAGUGACCAAGAUAAUGUGCAAUGCGUCAGGGAAAAGGCCUGCUAGUGAGCGCGCGCGGGAGGUCUUUUCGUGUAUGCAAGACCUCUAGUUCGUUGGAUAUGUGUGUUUCUUGCAUGUUGGUUUUAAACGGUCGAUGUUCACCUGCUCCUUGCUUGCUUUUAUUUGCUUGUGUGUCAUGUGAGUGUGUCCUGUUUUUCUAUGUAUGAGAGCGUUGAUAUGUCAGUUAAGUCUUUAAUUUGUAACAAUCAGAAAUAAAUGUGGGUGGAAUUUCUUGUUUCACCCUGUAUUGUU
Messenger RNA from Aegilops tauschii subsp. strangulata, 676 nucleotides. NCBI's taxonomy places the organism in Eukaryota, Viridiplantae, Streptophyta, Magnoliopsida, Poales, Poaceae. The record is from RefSeq and is a predicted model, not a curated record.